This is a messenger RNA of Periconia digitata, 1231 nucleotides long. The record is from the annotation of a GenBank genome assembly. Lineage: Eukaryota; Fungi; Ascomycota; Dothideomycetes; Pleosporales; Periconiaceae.
CAUGGACCAGCACAACCAACCUCACCUCUUCAGCCCCCAUUGUGAAGUUCGGCGUUUAGACAUGAGCAGAUUGCUCCCGCCUGUAGAAACACCAGCUGCGUGCAUCAGACUCGCCGUGAAGCCCCAAUUAUCCGAGGCGAAAAACCCCGAGGACGAUUGGACUGGGAAGUCGGAUGCUGCUGCGCGGAGACGGGCGCAAACUAGACUCAACACGAGGGCAUAUCGAAAACGCAAAGCUCUGGCUAAGAAGACGAGAAGUGAUCUCGUCGUUCCGACUACCAGCCAUGUAUCAACAAUGACAACAACAGUAACAACCACUAUCAAACGAGAGCCAAUGGUAGAAUGCUGGGAUGAAUCGCAACAGACAAUCUCCACAAUCCCAUCCUCCCACCUCCCAGCCCUCUUCAACCCCAAAACCCCCCUCCUACCACCCCAUCACACGAUCCCAGACAAAACCCAACAACCACGACAACAGCAGCAGCAUCAGUUCCGCAGCGUCGUGUUCCCCCUCUCCCCAGACCACCUCAUCACCCUCCUCCAAUACAACGCCCUCCGCGCCCUCUCCACAAACCUCUCCCUAAUCUCCACCCUCUUCACCACCCCACCCUCCUGCAACGCAACCGAAGACACAAUCCACACAAUCCCCUACCCAACCACGUCCGCGCACCUCGUCCCGCCCGCGCUCCUCCCCACCGUCCUCCAGCAAACAGUCCCGCAUGCCGUCUGGAUCGACAUCUUCCCGUGCCCCGUUGCCCGCGACCGCUUGAUCCGCGCCGCCGGCUCGUUUGACGAAGACGACCUGUGGCGCGAUUGCAUUGGUGGCUUGUUCGAGGGGUUUCCCGAUGAUGAGAUUUGCGAGAGGGGCGUGGUGGCGUGGAGCCCGCCGUGGGAGAUUGCUGGGUGGGAGAUGACGGAGGGGUUUUUGAGGAAGUGGCGGGGGUUGUUUGGGGGGUUGCCUGGUGGGUUGGAGGCGACGAAUCGGUGGAGACUGGAGAGGGGGGAAGAGGUGCUGAGGGAGGUGGAGUUUGGGGGUGAUGCUUGAUGAGGUGUGCUUUGUAGAUUUUGUUUCUUCUUCUUCCUUCUUUUUUAAAUGGUUGAUGGAGAUGGGUGUACUGGAUUGGGGUUUUUUUUUGGACGAUCGAUGAUGGAUGGUAGUUACUUACAUUUAUUGGACGGGCGUGUCAUGUCUCCUUCCUCCUCCUCUUCUACAUCCCCUUCUCCCCUUUCCCGC